Rhododendron vialii is the source of this 1338-nucleotide messenger RNA. Its product is annotated as protein EXORDIUM-like 2. The coding region runs from base 63 to 968 and encodes 301 amino acids. Lineage: Eukaryota; Viridiplantae; Streptophyta; Magnoliopsida; Ericales; Ericaceae. The transcript has a single exon. The record is from RefSeq and is a predicted model, not a curated record.
CUCUCUCAUCACACCAUUCACAGUUCUCUCUUAAAAAAGAUCAAAAACUUUUGACCUUCAAAAUGGCCUUUACUUACCGAUUCACCACUAACCUCUCACUCCUGCUCCUCUUCUUCUUCUUCUUCUUCUUCGCCACCUCUUUCGCAGCACUCGUAAAAGAACAACCUUUGGUGCUAAAAUACCACAAUGGCCCUCUGCUCAAAGGCAAAAUCACUGUCAACCUCAUCUGGUACGGCAAAUUCAGCCCCACUCAACGCUCCAUAAUCGUCGACUUCAUCGAAUCGCUCAACUCUCCUGCUUCUCCGCCGCCGCCCUCCGCCGCUUCCUGGUGGCGUACCACCUCGAAAUACAAGGGCGGCGCCUCCAACCUCGUCAUCGGAAGCCAAACCCUCGACGAGAAUUACUCAAUGGGAAAGUCUCUCAAAACCAUGCAGAUCACCGCUUUGGCUUCUAAGCCGAACCGGGUCGGAUCCAUCAACGUCGUCCUGACGGCGAAGGAUGUCGCCGUCGACGGGUUCUGCAUGAGCCGGUGCGGGACCCACGGAUCGACCCGGGGGAAGACCCGGGUGGCGUAUGCUUGGGUGGGGAACCCGGAGACUCAGUGCCCGGGCAUGUGCGCGUGGCCGUUCCACCAGCCCUUGUACGGCCCGCAGACGCCUCCGUUAGUAGCGCCUAACGGGGACGUUGGGAUCGACGGGAUGAUUAUAAAUUUAGCUACAGUAUUGGCUGGAACUGUUACCAACCCGUACAACAACGGGUAUUUUCAGGGACCCGCCACAGCGCCGCUGGAGGCGGUUUCGGCUUGCACCGGGAUUUUCGGGUCGGGCGCUUACCCGGGUUACGCGGGCAACGUGCUCGUGGAUAAGAGCACGGGCGCGAGUUACAAUGCGAAUGGGGUGGGCGGGAGGAAGUUCUUGCUGCCAGCCAUGUGGGACCCAGAAACGUCUACGUGUAAAACUCUCGUGUGAUGUUUUUGGCGGAAAAAUGAUUGGGUGUGGGCAUGUGUAUGGUUGCGGAUAUACUCGCACGUUGGAUAUAAGUAUGGAGGCUUGGGGCAACAUCCGGGUUGUCGUUUUAGCGUGACGUGUAAAUUGUGCUUGUUUGGAAAAUUACUACUGUACUACGUCGAGGAAGUUGUGAAAAUUUAAAACAAUAAGUCCACGUACAUUCUUAUUGACCACCUCCGAUCAUUCAUCUCUUACAUAUAUGUAUGAGAUUGACUUUACAAUUAAUGUAUGAAACCGAUACAUAUGUAAGAAAAGAGUGGUUCGGAAGGAGUUGGUAAGAAUGUACAUAACAUUGUGGAAUUUAAAAAAUAAAAUUACAUUUGAGGGGUAA